AUGAUCGUGGUUGUCCUUCUGAUGUCGUCUCCAAUGACAUCAGCAGAGACACUUUAUGGCUUGCUCACCAUACCACAAGAUAAUUAUAACUGUACUCAACAGAUCCAAAUACUAAACCCUGCCAAUGCAAACUUCACUGUAUUGAUGGAGUUUAAUGAGGCCGUGCCAGAGGAUGGUGGUAGUAAAUGUACCACAGUCGACAACAAGAACAACAUUAUGUAUUCCAUCUUUACUACAAAUGGUGGAGGUCUUGGUCCUAUCUUGAAGUCAUAUCUCUACACUAUUGACUUGAAGACACAGAAAGUGAUAAGUCGUAGGGUCAUCUCGAAGGCACCGCUCACCUACAUGUUUGUUGAGGUGGACUACAACACCAACACUGGUAACCUAAACCUUGUGGUCUACAACUAUCUAACCUCCGAACUCACUACUGGUCACCUGACCUUGACAGGCCUUGAUAUUGUCGUCUAUGAUAAAGUUCACUUUGAUAGCAGCAAUAUAAUCAAUGUUGCCGCUGGAUACUACCCACCUGAGAACCUCUACAUGGUAUACUAUCAAUCCGAUACCAACCCAACCAAGACCAAUCCACUCAAGAUGUAUAAUGCAACAUCUGGAAAGGUAGUACGCUCAGUCACUCAGAAAGAUUUCAUCACUACCAUGCAGUACAUGCCGUACUACCCUGGAACAAUGGUACUUGGAGCAUCGGGAGAGAUUAGUUUGAUGGAUGUUGUCACUGGAAAUGCCAAGCCUUUGGUAUGGACUGAUACCCUCUUGUUGUACACCAACCAAGCAGUAGGCGAGUCAACCAUCUACCUCUCUGCCCAAUCAGCCGAUGUCUACUCUAUCGAUUAUCUGAUCACAGUUGACGUGACUACAACCCCACCCACCAUUGUCCACAACGUGACCUCAGCCGGCUACUACUAUGACCAACUGAUCGUCUCACUCAACUAA
Messenger RNA from Acytostelium subglobosum LB1, 948 nucleotides. RefSeq lists its product as hypothetical. The record is from RefSeq and is a predicted model, not a curated record. Bases 1 to 948 code for a protein of 315 amino acids. The transcript has 5 exons. Lineage: Eukaryota; Evosea; Eumycetozoa; Acytosteliales; Acytosteliaceae.